AUGGCUCUCCCUUCAACCGCUCCGGCGACGUCCAGCAUGGCCUCAGCGCCCGUCGACUCUGCCGCUGUGCUGCCGCGACCACGAGACUCAGCCCCACCUCCUCGUCCCGACCUCGUCGACUCGCUCAUUGCUCUCGAGGCAGGGCUUGAUGGGGCAGAUGCUAGGACUGUUGUCGCACUGGACGCGCUCAUCGACAUUGCUCGUCUGCGGUCCGCCUGUCUGGAUAAGGUGGAGGCCAUUCGGGUCGAGCGGCAACGAUUGAUGUCGGAGGAGAUCCUGGCCCACCAGCGCUCGCGCGUACUCUUGGGGCAGGCCAGGCACGAGAUGGCCUUGCAGGAGAUGUGGACGGCGGAGAUUCGGGAGGUCUACGCCCGCGCAGCGUUCGAGAAUGUCGACCUGUCAAUGGCAGUCGAGGAGAAGGCUUCGGGCACUGGGGAAGAGUUGGCCGGCGCGGAGGAAGUCUCGCGGGAGGAAAUGCUGAAUCGCCAGCUAUUCUACCUCACACACUCGAUGCAGAAGAGUGAGCGCCGCCUGCAGUCGCUGCUCGACACCCUGCGCUCCUUGCCGAAUCUCAGCUCGACCCAAACCGCUCACCGCCAACUCCAUGACAUCGCAAUUCUCUGGACGAACCAGCUCGUCGCACUGUCUUUCAAGCGGCAGCAGAUGACGCAGGAUUUGGAGAACGUGCGACGGACGCGGGCGGCGAUGGAGGACAAGCGCGAUCUGAUCAUUCUCGACCUCGUACUCGACUGGAACGCCAUGCGAUCAUUCGGAAGGGCAUGA
Molecule: messenger RNA, 783 nt
Organism: Rhodotorula toruloides NP11
Lineage: Eukaryota; Fungi; Basidiomycota; Microbotryomycetes; Sporidiobolales; Sporidiobolaceae
Exons: 3
Coding region: 1-783 (260 amino acids)
Source: RefSeq, a predicted model, not a curated record